Molecule: messenger RNA, 4662 nt
Organism: Saimiri boliviensis boliviensis (Bolivian squirrel monkey)
Lineage: Eukaryota; Metazoa; Chordata; Mammalia; Primates; Cebidae
Gene: TTLL12
Product: tubulin tyrosine ligase like 12
Biological process (GO): protein modification process
Cellular component (GO): cytoplasm
Source: RefSeq, a predicted model, not a curated record
AGCCUCUGGGUUCUCUCCUGUUCCGUGAGCAUGGCCCGUCCCGCUCCACUCCGGAGCGUUUCGUGCUGUCCUGGCUGGGGGUGAGCCCUGGGUUCUGGCUGCGUGCCCGGGGGCUGACCCCGCAGCACCUUCCCGGGCCGGCUGGGGGGGGCAUCGCCUCCAGGUGCCACCUCCCUGACUGACAGGAGCCGAGUGGCGCAGGUGAUGAAGUGGAACCCCAGAGCCAAAAACAGGGUCCCGGGCCGGGUACUGGAGGUCCCUGAGCCUGGCUGCUGGCCAGACCCCACGGUCUCUGAGCCGGUGUCUCCGUGUGACCCUGGUUGGACCAGGAACCUUCCUGCUGGAAACGUGCAGUGACAGCUCCUCACACUACAGUGUGACAGUUUCCUCCGCCCUUCGCUUCUGCCAUGCUUUCUGAGGCCCGCUCUGGUCCGACGCCCGCGCUGGGUGGAAGGGACCCGGGUUUGCUCAUGAGGACAAGAGGGGUCCCAUGUGCUGCGUGGAAGCAGCACAGCGGGCAUGGCCGGCCCCUGCCCGGCCAGCCUGCGCGGCAGCACACCCUCCCUUGGCCAGUCAUGCCCGUCUGAGAGUCCUGUUCUCCAGGAAGGGGACGGUGAGACAGCACCUGACUCGCUCAGUAUUGGAGGGAUGGGAGGGGGCAUGAGAAAUACGCCCGGCACACAGGGUGGUCGCCACCUCGUCACGUUCCCCUGCCCAGGCCGCCCUGCCUGCUGUUGCCCUACUAAGGGGCAGCCAGUGUUUUUCCGUGACCCUCCCUAGCCAUUAAGGGCAGAGCUGAGUCACUGCUUUACCAGACACGGACUUGGAGCUCUUCCUGCUGCCGUUGGCCCAGGUGUGGGGGAGACCGGGCGGCAGCAGGACCGCCCGCCAGCGUCGUGGGCCCUUCCACCCCUCGCCGCCAGCCGGAGGUCAGCUGCCCUGUAAAGGGUGGGGAAACUAAAAGAGGAGUUUUCAAAGUGUCCACUCUUCUGUCUGCACAAGCUUCCCAGGUGCAGAACCACCCCCUUCUCCCCUCGGGAGCUCUUCCAGUCCUGCCAUGGAGGUGUUGUGGUUACCCCCAUUUCACAGGGGGGUGAAGGCAAGUCAGGCUUCAGGCAGGCUCUCUGUCCUCAGCCUCACUCCGUCCCCUGGGGAUUUGGAGUACUGGGGUGGAAGCCUGAGGUCUUAGCCUCCUUCCGGUCCUAAACUGGACAAAGCAGUAGCCUCCCCAGACCCAUCUUGAGGACAAAGGAGAACCCAAUGCCCCUUGUCACGGGUGCCUUGUCCUCCAUGUGACCCCUGGUUUGCUCCACCCUGGGCUGUCUGCCUCCAGCCUUCGCUCUUGCUCUUCCCUCUGCCUGGAGUCCCUUUCCAUCUUCACCACACAGCCUCAUGUUUAAAUCUUCCGCUUCUUCAAAGCUGGCCUCUGAUGACGGUUCCUCAUCCAUGAGUCUUCCCGGGCCCUCCAGGCCCCAGAGCAAUUUACCUGAUAUUCUUCAGGUGGCCCAGACCUUACUCGGCCAUCAGCUCCCUGGGCAAGGCCACGAGUGUCAUCCUCAUGCCGCCACGGGGCAGGUCCUGCCCAGUGCACAAAAGCUGCCUGCGCCUACGGAAAGUUUUCGAUGCUGGGGAAGUGUUUGGGAUCAUGCAAGUGGAAGAAGUGGAGGAGGAGGAGGAGGAGGAGGAGGCAGCCCAGGAGGCGCGGAAGAGGCAGCCCAACCCCGGGAGUGAGCUGUGCUACAAGGUCAUCGUGACCAGGGAGAGCGGGCUCCAGGAGGCUGACCCCAACAGCAUCUUCCUCAUCGACCACGCCUGGACGUGUCGCGUGGAGCACGCACGCCAGCAGCUGCUGCAGGUGCCCGGGCUGCUGCACCGCAUGGCCAACCUGAUGGGCGUCGAGUUCCACGGCGAGCUGCCCAGUGCGGAGGCUGUGAGCCUGGUGCUGGAGGAGAUGUGGAAGUUCAACCAGACCUACCAGCUGGCCCAGGGGACAGCCGAGGACAGGGUGCCGGUGUGGUACAUCAUGGACGAGUUCGGCUCGCGGAUCCAGCACGCGGACGUGCCCAGCUUUGCCACGGCCCCCUUCUUCUACAUGCCCCAGCAGGUGGCCUACACGCUGCUGUGGCCCCUGAGGGACGUAGACACGGGCGAGGAGGUGACCCGGGACUUUGCCUACGGAGAGACAGACCCCCUGAUGCGGAGGUGCAUGCUGCUGCCCUGGGCCCCCACCGCCAUGCUGGACAUCAGCUCCUGCACGCCGGAGCCGCCCGCUGAGCACUACCAGGCCAUUCUGAAGGAAAACAAGGAGAAGCUGCCCCUUGCCGUCAGCCCAGCGGUGUACCCCGACAACCACGUCUUCAAGGUCUACACGGACAUGCAGCAGGUGGCCAGCAGCCUCACCCACCCGCGCUUCACCCUCACCCAGAGCGAGGCAGACGCCGACAUCCUCUUCAGCUUCUCGCACUUCAAGGACUUCAGGAAACUCAGCCAGGAGAGGCCGGGCGUGCUGCUGAACCAGUUCCCCUGCGAGAACCUGCUGACCGUCAAGGACUGCCUGGCCUCCGUCGCGCGCCGGGCGGGCGGCCCCGAGGGCCCACCCUGGCUGCCCCGGACCUUCAACCUGCGCACUGAGCUGCCCCAGUUUGUCAGCUACUUCCAGCAGCGGGAAAGGGGGGGCGAGGACAACCACUGGAUCUGCAAGCCCUGGAACCUGGCACGCAGCCUGGACACCCACGUCACCAAGAACCUGCACAGCAUCAUCCGGCACCGAGAGAGCACCCCCAAGGUCGUGUCCAAGUACAUCGAGAGCCCCGUGCUGUUCCUCCGGGAAGACGUGGGAAAGGUCAAGUUCGACGUCCGCUACGUGGUGCUGCUGCGCUCCGUGAAGCCCCUGCGGCUGUUCGUCUACGAUGUCUUCUGGCUGCGGUUCUCCAACCGGGCCUUUGCACUCAACGACCUGGACGACUACGAGAAGCACUUCACGGUCAUGAACUACGACCCGGAUGUGGUGCUGAAGCAGGUGCACUGUGAAGACUUCAUCCCCGAGUUUCAGAAGCAAUACCCAGAAUUUCCCUGGACGGACGUCCAGGCUGAGAUUUUUCGGGCCUUCACGGAGCUGUUCCAGGUGGCCUGUGCCAAGCCACCACCCCUGGGCCUCUGCGACUACCCCUCCUCCCGGGCCAUGUAUGCCAUCGACCUCAUGCUGAAGUGGGACAGCCUUCCAGAUGGAAAGCCGGUGAUGCAGCCGCAGAUCCUGGAGGUGAACUUCAACCCUGACUGCGAACGAGCCUGCAGGUACCACCCCACCUUCUUCAACGACGUCUUCAGCACCUUGUUUCUGGACCAGCCCGGGGGCUGCCAUGUCACCCGCCUCGUCUAGACACUCAGCGUCCUGUGCUUGGGGCAGGACUCCAACCUCAGUUCUCGGAGCUGCUUCUGCAAAGGCCCCCACCUCCCUCCCCACACCGGCCCCGGGCACAGCCUCAGCCCCAGGCCUCUGUCCCGCUGAGCCUGGCUCCCGGCCUCAGAGUCCGGGAGCACAGCGUCCUCCUCCCCCCACGGGUCAAAGCAGGACAGGAUGGUGUCCCCGGGCUGCGCACUGCCCCAGGCCCCGUCCUCACCCCUCAGCACCAUCCGUGCGCUGAUGAGUCUCUGCGUGCCUGACGUGGAGCGUUUGUUCCCAGCUGCGUUUCCGGGGCUGCUGGGGGCAGGGUUCCACAGGGAAGGGUUUGGGAACCCUGUGUCACACGGGGCAGGCGGAUUUCACUUCCAGGGUCUCUGCUCUUGUGCAUCAGGAUGCUCCUGGGACGGGUGUGGGCCCCGCACGGCACCCACAGGGCUCUAUGUGACAAGUGCCCAGGAACAGCCUGAGGCCACCGCCCAGCAGGCUCGCCAUCCAGCUCCCCUGGACCCUUCACCAGCAAACCUCCCACUGAGGUCCCAGCAGGAGCCGCCAUCUUCUGCUACCGUUUCCUUUUCCGUUUACUGAGGGUCACAGACCCCGACAGGGAAGUCAGUCCCUGUCUUCCCAGGGGCUGCCCUGCUCGCCGGGCAGUCCUCAGGGUCCCCCGCCCUCGUCUGAGAUGCGCCAGGACCUUCCGGCGAUGGGGACCCGGGGCUGGGGCGGAUGGCGGACGGCAGAGCGCGAGGCUGAAAAGGAUUCCGAGGAGACCUUCGGAUUCAAGUCAGGUGCACCUCCCAGGAGCUACAGUCAACCUUGGCUUUUUCUUAUUUUUUAAUCUAUGGGAGAAAAAUGUAAAAUUCCAGUUCUUUUCUAAUUGUGCUUCUGAAAGUGGGAGUCAGCUGCCAGCGUUUUUGUUUGGCUACAGUGUGCCUGGGCCCAGCUCACGGGCAGUGGGUGGGCCUAACUCCCCAGGCAGGUGGGAGCUGCUUCCAGAACCUUCCAGCGCACAGGAGGGCGGGGCUAGGCAUGGCGGUGUCUCCUCUUUGAAAUUGAGAACAACCUUUCUUGCAGCAAAGCUGCACCCAACGAUGGUGCCCUCCCGGUGUUGUCUGGGCCCUUCGGGUGGGAGCCACGCUCUAGCCUCUGGGGGCCUGUUGCAGGGGCGGGGUGGGCCCAUCGCCCUUGGUGGCUCCUGGAGAGCUGCUGACAUGCGGUCCCCUCACUUGCUUCAUGCUGCAAUAAAGGCCGUCUUCUCUCUC